This is a messenger RNA of Theileria equi strain WA, 1497 nucleotides long. Its product is annotated as protein kinase domain-containing protein. The coding region runs from base 1 to 1497 and encodes 498 amino acids. The transcript has a single exon. Lineage: Eukaryota; Apicomplexa; Aconoidasida; Piroplasmida; Theileriidae. The record is from RefSeq and is a predicted model, not a curated record. Gene Ontology annotation, biological process: mitotic DNA damage checkpoint signaling; protein phosphorylation. Gene Ontology annotation, molecular function: protein serine/threonine kinase activity; ATP binding. Gene Ontology annotation, cellular component: nucleus.
AUGCAGCCCGUUAACUUGGAUGAAGCCAAGGCACAUCUCCGUGAAGGUCACUAUGGUGAUGAACACGAUGAAAAGAUCACAUCCAGGACCUCAACCCUGGAUACCGAAGGCAGAUACUUUGAUGCAUCUUCCCUAGCAGCCCUAAGGGCUCCAGGUCAUAAGAAGAUUCGCAGGCUAUCGGCUGGUAGCAAGUUGUCAAGCUACUAUUAUAUAGGAGCUGAACUGAGAAUAUGCUCAGAUUGCGUGAAAAAGUCAUCUUCGCGUCCACUAUUGCGUGACAUUAUAGAUCGCAAAACUGGAGAACCAAAGAUUUUAAAGAUCAUAUCAAAGUCCAGGAUUCCCCCUGGAAUUGACAGUCUAAACAACUGGAGAACAUUGUGCGAAAAACUUCUUAACAUGCCACCAAUGCCUAAUCUUAUGCGUAUUGAUCAAAUAUGGGAAUCUGAAACAAGUUUCUAUAUUGUGACUGAAAAGUUUAUCGGUGGGGAACUCUUUGAAUAUCUACUGAAGGAGAAAGCUAUCCCGGAGGAUAUUUGCAAGUACAUUUUUAGGCAGAUUCUUUAUGCUGUUGACACUCUCCACUCAAUGAAUCUACUACACAGGGACAUUAAGCCUGAAAAUAUCAUGUUCAGGAAUCCCACAAAGUCUAUACUUCCAAUUCCAGAGAGAUAUGAAUUGGCCCUGAUUGACUUUGACACAUGCAAAAUGACGGAUAGUGCAGCCGCUGAUCGCAGUGAAAUUGUCAAUGGAAAAAGGAGACUGGUUGGCACAUAUGGUUAUCUAGCUCCAGAGAUUCUUAGAGGAGAUGACUAUUCAACAGCAUCUGAUCUCUGGUCUGUUGGAAUAGUGUUGUACAUUCUCAUGACUGGUAUACCGCCAAUAUCAAUGGACAAAAUGUAUGAUGCAAAGGCUAGUCAUGCCGUCCUUGCGGCUGCUGAGGCUAAUGGAAUAGAUUUUAACACACCUCCACUAAUUGAAUUCCCGCUUGCAAGGGACCUUUGCAAGCGUUUGCUUUGCUUUGAUAAACAUAAGCGCAUAUCCUCAGCGGCUGAUGCCCUUGCGCAUCCCUGGCUUGCUGGAUUGCCAAGUAUUUUUGAUUGCGCACUACGCCUUCGCAACUACAACAAUCAACAUAGGAGAGGUGAUAAUGGAUUCAAGGAUAACAAUAACAACUUUGGACAUAGAUUUGGAAAUUUUAAACCGGGUGGCUCCAGUCAGGACAAAAAAUCUGGUGACGGCUCAAAGUAUAAGCAAUCCGGAGGGCAACAAGACAACAUGGAAAACAACGAUCCAGCCGAAAACACGGAGAAUAAAACAUCGGGGAAGAGAGACAUUAAUGCAGUAUAUGAAAAUGAUUCAGAUGUACUAAAAACAAAGGAAUGCACUAGAGCGGUGCUGAUACAAAGCCUAACAACUAAUGCAGAAUCAAUUGAAGGAAUCUUCAAAAAACCACUUAGACGCAAGACUGAUGUGCAGAGACCAUUUGUCGAAGCAUAA